Molecule: messenger RNA, 1737 nt
Organism: Talaromyces stipitatus ATCC 10500
Lineage: Eukaryota; Fungi; Ascomycota; Eurotiomycetes; Eurotiales; Trichocomaceae
Product: ThiF domain protein, putative
Exons: 2
Coding region: 1-1698 (565 amino acids)
Biological process (GO): cyclic threonylcarbamoyladenosine biosynthetic process
Cellular component (GO): mitochondrial outer membrane
Molecular function (GO): tRNA threonylcarbamoyladenosine dehydratase activity; ubiquitin-like modifier activating enzyme activity
Source: RefSeq, a predicted model, not a curated record
AUGCUAGCCGAGCUGGAUCAAAAUCGGGCCGGUGUACCCACAAGGUCCCGUUCUUACUACGACAAAGACGAUUACCCAGAUUCGUUUGAUGAUAGAGAGUUACAAGGAUACCAGAGUCUGAGAGACCGACGGGACAGAGGGAAUAACAAAGAGAGUAUGAGCUCGUGGCUGCAGAGGCAAGCUGGCUCUCACUCCGUCCAGCUUGCUGCCGCGGCAGUUGUGUCCGGGGCUGCUGUCGCUGCAGGCAUAUUCGGUUACCAAGCUCUGAGAAGACAUGAAGCUGUAGAAUCACUCAAGGCUUCGAUUCCACAGAUUGACGACAAGCAUCAUGCAGAGAGUCUCAACGAAUUCGGAACGGCAGGUCCUCUGCCAGUGCUGAGUAAAGAAGACGAGCGCAGUGCGGCGCUUGCACGACGAGCACAACAAGGAGACUACGAUGAGGAACUUAUACUUGAACAACUUGCUAGAAAUCGAGUCUUUCUGACGGAUGAAGGUCUUCAGAAACUUCGCUCAUCUUUCAUAAUUGUCGUUGGCUGUGGCGGCGUUGGUUCUCAUGCCACCGCAGCUUUGGCUCGCUCCGGAGUGGCCAAGAUCCGACUCAUUGACUUUGAUCAAGUUACGCUUUCAUCGCUAAAUAGACAUGCACUUGCCACCCUGGCGGAUGUCGGUACACCAAAAGUUCAUUGUAUACGACGACGAUUGGAGCAGAUUGUGCCGUGGGUGCACUUCGACUGUCGGAACGAAUUGUUCGGUGCGAAUGUGGCUGAUACACUCCUUGCUCCCUGGACAGGCAGAGGGUCCAAUGGACAGAAACCUGACUACGUUAUCGAUUGCAUUGACAAUAUCGAAUCCAAAGUCGAAUUGUUGCAUUACUGCCAUAAGAAUUCUAUCAAGGUCAUUUCGUCUAUGGGCGCUGGAUGCAAAUCCGACCCGACCCGCAUUGCGGUGGCUGAUAUCUCUGUAAGUAUGGAGGAUCCGCUAUCUCGCAGCACUCGUCGGCGCUUGCGUGUUCUAGGCGUGACUUCGGGUAUUCCAGUAGUGUUCUCAGUCGAAAAACCAGGUCCUGGAAAAGCAUCCUUAUUGCCGCUACCCGAGGAAGAAUUCGCGAAAGGAAAAGUUGGGGAAUUGGGUGUAUUGCCCGACUUUCGCGUGCGGAUUCUUCCCGUUCUUGGUACGAUGCCUGCUGUCUUUGGAUAUACCAUAGCAAACCACGUGAUCUGUGCUGUUUCAGGCUACCCUAUCGACUACAGUCUGGCGGGCAAAAAGCGUGAAAAGCUCAGCGAUACCAUGUACUCAUUACUCCAGGGUACAAUAGAGAGGCUGGUGAGGGCAGAAGUCAAGGAUAACGAACUUGUGGGACUGCGCAUGCCACUCAGCAAGGAGGAGAUCGGCUAUAUAGUCGACGAGAUUUGGCGUGGGAGAAGCGUGAUUAGCGGUAUUUCUAACCGCUUGGUCCUUGUGCCCUGGAAACGACCGGCUGAAGGGUUUAGAGUCAAUCCACAAUGGGAGAAAGAUGGACAAAAGCUUGUCCCAAUAAAUUGGAGGAAUCUGGUUUGCAUGACGAAGGAAGAAGCUGUCCAGCAUGAAAGAGAAGUUCUUCUAGGCGGGAAGAAUGUGGAGGAGAUUUAUGACGACAAAGUACUGCAGCUGAUUGAUGCUCGUCUGAAGGAGGCGGAGAUCUAUGAGCGGUACAGAUAGUGCAUCUAUACGGAACACGUAUCUAGUUAUUGAUGAACC